Messenger RNA from Solea senegalensis (Senegalese sole), 3044 nucleotides. RefSeq names its product ADAM metallopeptidase domain 17b (gene adam17b). Gene Ontology annotation, biological process: Notch signaling pathway; membrane protein ectodomain proteolysis. The transcript is spliced from 18 exons. The record is from RefSeq and is a predicted model, not a curated record. NCBI's taxonomy places the organism in Eukaryota, Metazoa, Chordata, Actinopteri, Pleuronectiformes, Soleidae. Gene Ontology annotation, molecular function: metalloendopeptidase activity. Gene Ontology annotation, cellular component: plasma membrane. Bases 190 to 2778 code for a protein of 862 amino acids.
UUACUCAGCAGUUCUCCGUCUUCCUGGAUUUUGCGGAGGUUUUUUUUUUUUUGUUUCGGUUUUUUGUCUCCGUCUCUUUUUAAAGUCGUUACUUUCGUCGCCAGGACCAGGUUUUACGCACUUUUAUGAAGAAACGUGUUUCUCACGUGAAGUUUCCGUCCAAACCGUCGUUCGCAGUUUUUAAACCUGAUGUUCGGAGACUUUAUUUUGAAAGAAGCGUCCAAACAGCCAAACAUGUCGAGACGCGAAAUCACGGUUUUAUCGCUUCUCGCGGUUCUCGCGGUUUUCGUCAGGGUCAUGGGAGCAGCUCGAUCUUCGCCCGCGAACACGGAGCAGCAGGACUUCGACUCUCUCCGGUCCGUGCUGGACCACUUUGACGUGUUGUCUCUGUCCAGCCUGAGGACUCACUCCGUCCGCCGCCGCGACGUCCAGACUCAGAGUCACGUGGAGAAGACGCUGAGCUUCGACGCCCUGCAGAGGCACUUCAGACUGUACCUGAGGACCAACAACGAACUGUUCUCUGACAACUUCAGCGCCGUGGUCGUGGACGAGGACGGUCGAGAGCACAGUUACCCGGUCAACAGACACAACUACUUCACUGGACACGUCAUCGGGGAAGAGAACUCCCGGGUUCAGGCUCACAUCGACGACCACGAGUUCUCAGCGCACAUCCUGACCGACGAGGCCGAGUACAACAUCGAGCCACUGUGGAGGUUCACGUCGGCGCCCCCCGAUGGUCGCCUGCUGGUGUACCGUUCAGAGGACAUCAGAAACCUCAGCAGACUGCACCAGCCUUCAGUUUGUGGCUACAUGACCUCUGACCCCAGCCACCUCCUACCCGACAGCGUCAGGACGGCCAUGUUGGAAGAGCACGAGGAAGACGAGUCCGUGUCCAGAGCCAAACGUCACGUCUACGACCACAGGAAGAACACGUGUCCUCUGCUGCUCGUGGCCGACCAUCGCUUCUUCAAACACAUGGGCAGAGAGGAGGAGAGCACCACCCUCAACUACCUGAUCGAGCUGAUCGAUCGUGUGGACGACAUCUACAGAAACACGUCAUGGGACGAAGAGUUUGUAGGUUAUGGCGUCCAGAUCCAGCAGAUCAUCAUCGAGAAAGGUCCAACGUCAGUGGCUCAAGGAAAAAGUCACUUCAACAUGAGAGGAAGUCCAGGAGACAAUCGAGAAGUGUGGGACGUGAAGAAACUGCUGGAGCAGUUCAGCGUGGACAUCGCAGAGAAGGCGUCCAACGUGUGUCUUGCUCACCUCUUCACCUACCAGGACUUUGACGAGGGGACUCUGGGUCUGGCCUACGUCGCUCCGUCCAAACCCGACAUCCCUGGAGGUCUCUGCUCCAAAGUUUGUCCUUCGUCAACAAAUGAAUUGAGACCGAUUUACCUGAACACGGGUCUGACCAGCACUAAGAAUUAUGGGAAAACCAUCCUGACCAAGGAAGCCGACCUGGUAACGACCCACGAGCUCGGACACAACUUCGGAGCGGAGCACGACCCCGACAACAUCCCGUACUGCGCUCCCCGAGAAGACCAGGGCGGGAAGUUCGUCAUGUACCCGAUCGCUGUGAGCGGAGACCACGUCAACAACAAGAUUUUCUCAAACUGCAGCAAACGCUCCAUCGUGAAGCGUCUGCGGGCGAAAGCGCUGACGUGCUUCAAAGAGAGGAACGUCAAUGUGUGCGGGAACUCCCGCGUGGAGCCCGGUGAGGAGUGUGAUCCCGGACUGUUGAACAUCAACUCAGACCGCUGCUGCACCGCGGACUGUCGACUACGACCUGGAGUUCAGUGCAGUGACAGAAACAGCGCCUGCUGCAAACACUGCAGGUUCGAGGCUGAAGGUGAAGUCUGUCAGGAGCCCAUCAACGCCACCUGUAAAGGACACUCCUACUGCACAGGAAACAGCAGCGAAUGCCCGCCUCCAGAGAACGCCAGAGACGAGACGGUGUGUCUGGACAGCGGCGAGUGUGUGAGCGGAGAGUGCGUUCCUUUCUGUCAGGCCGUCCUCCAGCUGCAGCCCUGCGCCUGCAACGAAACCGUCUCCUCGUGUAAAGUGUGCUGUCGCAGCCGCAGCGGCGUGUGCGCCCCCUACCAAGACAAGACGGGCAACUUCCUGUUCCUGCGUAAAGGAAAACCGUGCACUGUGGGCUUCUGUGAUGGCGCCGGGAAGUGUAUGAAGCAGGUUCAGGACGUCAUCGAGCGUCUCUGGGAUUUCAUUGAUAAACUCGACAUCAACACUUUGGGGAAGUUUCUGGCCGACAACAUCGUGGGAUCAGUGGUCGCGUUCUCUCUGCUCUUCUGGGUUCCGUUCAGUAUCCUGGUUCACUGUGUGGAUAAGAAGUUGGACCAACAGUAUGAACAAACCACAAAGUCUUUGUUCUUCCCCAGUAAUGCCGAGCUGCUGAGCAGCCUGGAGUCGGCAUCCGUUCGGAUCUUCAAACCUCCAACGUUCCCGCCCACCGCCGCGCUCCGUUUCCAUGCCGCCGGUCCCCAGCAGACCAGCACCCCGCCGGUCUCUGGCUCCGGCCCAGAUCACUGCCACGCCCCUCCUCUGGACAGCCCCCGCAUGGCGACCAUCCAGGAGGACCCGAGCUUGGACUCACACCUGGACGAGGAGACGCUGGAGGAGGCGUUCGGGCGCCCGGUGGCGGCGACUCAACGCUCCUUCGAGGACCUGACGGAGAAAAAUGUGAUGAGCCGCAGUGAGAAGACGCUUCUGUUCAGACUCCAGAGACAACAUCACAUCAACACCAGGGAGACACAGUGCUGAGGACACGCCCACUUCAGACCCGCCCUUACUCAAGCCCGAUGUUUAUGUUGAAGAUGAACUGUUACGAUUUCUGCUGCUCAUACAAGUCCCUGAAGGCAUCACCACUGUUUUUAUGUCUGGAUACAGAACGCCCCGCAGUCUUUAGAGUUCCUGAAUGCCCCGCAGUCUUUAAAUCUAAAUCUUAUACUUAAUUUAGGGAAAUUUCUCUGCAUUUGACCCAGAAUUAAGAGCAGUGGGCUGCUGAGUAGCACCCGGGGAGCAAUGGG